CACUUUGGGAUUUACUUGGUAUGUUUGGUUGAUUAGAUUGGCUUUCUAGAUGAUUACUCAUGUUUCUUUUCUCUGUUUCUUGCAGGAUGCCCUAAGGACAUUUUUGUUACGGAAGCUUGAUAAUCUUGUGAAAGAUGACAAAUGUCAAAUAAUGAUGAUAUCUACAUGGGCUACCGAACUGUACCUUGACAAGAUCAAUAGACUACUGCUGGAAGAUGACUCACCAGAGACCCGUAAUUCAGAAUAUCAAUCUAUCAUUAUGGAAUUUCGUGCUUUUCUCAGUGAUAGUAAAGAUGUGUUGGAUGAGGCAACUACAAUGAAGCUACUUGAAAGCUAUGGUAGAGUUGAUSAACUGGUAUAUUUUGCUAGUCUAAAGGAACAACAUGAGAUUGUGGUUCAUCACUACAUUCAGCAAGGAGAAGCAAAGAGGGCUUUGGAUGUACUUCAAAAACCUGGUGUUUCUGUUGAUCUUCAGUAUAAGUUUGCUCCAGAUCUCAUCAUGCUUGAUGCGUAUGAAACUGUUGAGUCCUGGAUGACCAGAAAGGACUUGAAUCCAAGAAAGUUGAUUCCUGCAAUGAUGUCUUAUUCAAGUGAACCUCAUGCAAAGUAAGUGUACUAAUUAAUAAGUGGUGCUACAACAUCAUUAAAUUUCAGUGGCAUCAAAAUUGUAUUAGCUUAAGAAUAUACACAUAUGUUGCCCGUUAAGGUUUAAAAUAGACACCAUCUUAC
Cynara cardunculus var. scolymus (artichoke) is the source of this 729-nucleotide messenger RNA. RefSeq names its product vacuolar protein sorting-associated protein 18 homolog. Lineage: Eukaryota; Viridiplantae; Streptophyta; Magnoliopsida; Asterales; Asteraceae. The coding region runs from base 50 to 610 and encodes 186 amino acids. Gene Ontology annotation, molecular function: protein-macromolecule adaptor activity. Gene Ontology annotation, biological process: vacuole organization; organelle fusion; endosome organization. Gene Ontology annotation, cellular component: endosome; HOPS complex. The transcript is spliced from 5 exons. The record is from RefSeq and is a predicted model, not a curated record.